Messenger RNA from Cladocopium goreaui, 2661 nucleotides. The record is from the annotation of a GenBank genome assembly. Lineage: Eukaryota; Dinophyceae; Suessiales; Symbiodiniaceae.
AUGGCUGGCCCGCAGACGUCGCAAGUCUUGAUGCCUUGCAGCAAGCCUUGUGGAAACUCGGAGAUUGACACGAAAGAGAACGACAAAGGAAAGAUGCAGCGGAUUUCUCACAUUUCUCACAUUUCUCAUGGUCCGUUGGUGGAAAAGAUGCCUUUGCCAGGCUUUGUGAAGCGGGAGCUUCAUGAGCAAGGCAGAUGUGAGCCGUGCCUCUUCAUGCACAAAGCUAUGGGGUGUUGGUAUGGAGACGAUUGUCGCUAUUGCCAUUUCUGCACUCCAGAACAAAUGCAAAAGAAGCAGAGCCGAAGAUUCUACAUGGAAAGGGCUCUCCGAAAGGACCGAAAGGAGAAGAAGUUCGACCACGCACAAGGACAAGGCAUUGAAAGCAAGGUGAAAGUGCCCAGUUGUGGCAUGUUGCAAUUCGUUGCCAUUGGUUGCAAGACGUUUGCAAUUGAGGGUGGGCUUUCACAAGCAGCGUGCAUCGAGAAGACGCACGGAUUUGGCUGGUGCCCCAAUUUGACCAUCAUCGACAAACCCGGUCUGCCGGAUCUGCCGGUGCUUGUCUCUUCCAAUGAAGCCUUCAACUUGGCUCUACCUGACUCCACGAGCACCACACCCUUCUUCUUCAUCCUCUCCCCAGGGGCGGAUCCGGUAAAGGAGGUGGAAGCUUUGGGGAAAGUGAUGAUUGGUUUACAAGCCAAUGUGAACUAUCACAACGUGGCCAUGGGCCAGGGGCAGGAUGAAAUUGCGCUGCAAAAGCUGGAGUUAGGAUCCAAGGAAGGACAUUGGGUGAUGCUGCAAAACAUUCAUUUGAUGCCCUCGUGGUGCGCUGUACUGGAGAAGAGAUUGGAUGCCUAUGCUGUCGAGAACAGCAAUCCCUACUUCCGACUCUUCCUCUCAGCCGAUCCUUCGGUGGGGAUCCCCAUCAGCCUCCUGGAGCGCUCGAUCAAGUUGACCAACGAACCGCCGCAGGGGCUGCUGGCGAACCUCAGGAGAUCCUUUGCCCUCUUCAACCGUGAGGAGUUUGAUGAACGCGACAGCAAGAUCAAGUCCAUCUUGUUUGCCCUGUGUCACUUCCACAGCUUGAUGUUGGAACGAAAGAAGUUUGGCCCCUUGGGCUACAAUAUGAAGUAUCCUUUCUCCAACGGAGAUCUGCGGGAUUCGGCGUCGGUGCUGUACAAUUACCUGGAGGGAUCCACUGCGGUGAAAAUCCCAUGGGAAGAUUUGCGCUACAUUUUCGGUGAGAUCAUGUAUGGAGGCCACAUUGUGGAUGACUGGGAUCGAAGAAUGUGUGAGAAAUAUUUGAGUUACUUCAUGCAGGACGAAAUCUUGGACGAGAUGGAAUUGGUGCCUUAUGCAGAUGGGCUCAGCUGGAAAUCCCCUGGCCCUGGAACACACGAGAAGUACCUAGAACACAUCGAGACGAUGCCCCCGGAGUCUCCCUUGUUCUUCGGGAUGCAUCCUAAUGCAGAAAUCGACUUCCGUACCAAGAUGUGUCAAAGUAUCUUCGAGUUGCUUCAGUCCAUUCAACCGAAACAGGCUCCAGGGCAGGCGGAAGAGAUGUGCAACGAGAUCCUGGAUGAGGUUCGUGAAGUGAAAUACAAUGUGGAAGAAGUGGCCAGCCUUUCGGAACAGGAGAAGGGCCCGUACCAAUUCGUGCUGAUGCAGGAGUGCGACUGCAUGAACUGCUUGGUGCAUGAGAUGGUACGAGGAUUGAACGAAUUGCAACAGGGUUUCAAAGGUGAGUUGACCAUGAGCGAACACAUGGAGCAUCUCGCAGAUGCCUUGACAGAGCACACGUUGCCCGUGUGGUGGGUGAAGCUGGGAUUUCCUUCCACGAGACCUCUCAGGAGUUGGCUGGUGAAUUUGAAGGAUCGCUGCGCCCAGCUGGACGAGUGGUUCGAGGAGCCAAGGAUCAUCCCGAAGGUCAUUGACGUGUCAAAGCUUUUCAAUCCUCAGAGUUUUCUCACCGCCAUCAAGCAAGUGUGCUGUCAGAACCAGAAGCUGGAACUGGAUCGAUUGCAUGUCUACACCGAGGUGACGAAACGCAUCGAUCCUAAAUCCGUCGACAGUGUGGCACGCGAUGGGGCCUAUGUCACUGGCAUGUACCUAGAAGGAGCGCGCUGGGAUGCCAACACCAACUGCCUAGAGGACUCGCGGCCCAAGGAGAUGUUCACUCGGUUGCCUGUGAUCAACUGCAAGGCGGGUCUUUCACAGGAGCGCGAGGACAAAAACGUCUACCUCUGCCCGACCUAUGCUGUGCCAACCAGGAGGCCUCACUUCGUUUUCGUGGCCCAGCUGCGCACCAAGCAGCCGGCCGCCAAAUGGACGCUGGCGGGGGUGGCCAUCAUCCUGGAUAUCGGAAGUUAACAUCAAUGAGAGCGUGAUUUUGGAAAUGGAAUCGUCUCCCCGAUUUGGCAGGGUGAUCAGCAUCCUCUUGUCACCAGAUUGAUGAAAUCGGAAAACCUGCCAAUUCCCGAUCAGAAUGAUCAGAAUGAUCAGAAAUGUCGUAAGGUAAAACGUUUUUUUGUAAGAUCAUUGUAAGACUAGUUUGAUUGCGCGGUGUCCCCGGCUAAAAAUGCCUCCGCCACUGGCGCAUGCGCGAAAGUCGCAACUUGGUCCGGAGCUCCUACCGUUUUGGUCCGUGGUGGACACAAAAUCGUC